AAGGUCGGCGUCGCGCGACCGCCAGCGUCCCAAGCACCUUAGUCGAGGACCGAACGUCGCGAGUUUCACACGAACGAACACAAGCAGCAACCAUGGUUUACGAAAGUGACUUUUACACAACCCGUCGGCCCUACAGGCCCGUCUCCAGUUACAGCGUCUCGCCGCUGUCGUCUGUGUACUACCUCACGUCAUUUGAACCGUUAUACAAUUCCCCGUACGUCACUUACAUACCCAAGCUGUCACAGGCGGAGUUGAUCUACCGUCCGACAACUCGCACAAUCACCCGACUCGCCACGUACCCUGAACCUCCCCACCACGUGUUGCGUGUCCGUGUACGACCCUCCGUGGUAUUAAGGGAGCUGGAUCGUAUCGCCUACCGCCGUCGUCCCGCCAUCGCUGUGUCCGCAUUUGAUGACUACUUCAAAUCCGAGUCUACAAGGGCUUUCGAGGAUGAAACUCGCAGGAUCCGCGCCGACACCGCGUCUCUGCUGCAGCGCGCUCGCUCGGUUGUGCCACGAGCUAAAACUGUAGCCCCCCUCGACACCAUCUUCUCAUAUUCGUACGGAGAGCCCAUCCCCUACCGGUUCAGCAACGACGCGUAUGUCGCUAAACUGCUGUUGCCGUUACGCAGCGUAGUCGACAACGUUCACAACAUAUCCUUCUACCACGAGCCAGCUAAGAAGUUCACAGGACGCGGAAACCUCGCCUGCGUCCAUUAUUCCGGCAAUAAGGCCUUCUCGAACCGCCGACCUCUUUACAAGGAACUUAGCAUCAGGGACGAUGUGAACCUUCUAUCGUUUUACGCGAAGAACAGACUAGCGGCAGCCGGUCUUGCUGUGGAAAAGGUCGAAGUGAAACUCCUACCCUGGAGAGCGAGCCGCAAGUUCCAGGCGCCACAGUUAAUGGAAGACCCCGAGGAGGAAUUGAAAGCAGCGAAGGCCGACCGUGAAGCGAGAUUCCGUGCCAAUACUGCGGAACCUGUUCUAACACCAUCCGUGGAUCUUGCUGAAAUUAAACGAAAAAGACAAGAAGAAGCUCGAGCCGCUGAGGAAAAGGCUUUGAAAGAAGAAGCAAAACGUGAAGCUGAACGAAAAGCUCAGGCUGAACGUGAUUCGGCAGAACGAAAAAGAGCAGAAGAAGAAGCACGUAAAGCUGAGGAAGCCAAACGCAAGGCAGAAGAGGAGGCGCGCCUAGCGGAAGAGGCAAGAAAAGCUCAAUUAGAAGCAGAAAGAAAGGCUGCAGAAGAAGCUAAAAAAGCUGAAGAAGAAGCCGCUAGAAAGGCAGAAGAAGCUAGACUCGCAGAAGAAGCUCGGAAAGCUGAAGAAGCUAGGCUUGCUGAAGAGGCGAGAUUAGCAGAAGAAGCCAGAUUAGCAGAAGAGGCAAGAAUUGCUGAAGAGGCUCGUCUGGCUGAAGAAGCACGUUUGGCCGAAGAAGCAAGGCUUGCUGAAGAAGCAAGAUUAGCAGAAGAAGCAAAACUGGCCGAGGAAGAGAGGUUAGCUGAGCAGAGAAGGCAAGAAGAACUUGCUAAGCUAGAAGAGCUAGAACGUCAGGCCCAAGAAGAACGCGAAGAAGAACUUGCCAGACAGGCUGCUGAAUUGGCGGAAAUCGCUAGACAAGAGUCCGAGUUGGCCGCGGCACGUUUAGAAGAACUGACACACAGCGCGUCUGCUGGAGAAAUUAUUUCUGAGGUUGAGUCAAAUGAAACGCCAGUAGCAGACAGUGAACCUAUUGUUGAAGAACCAGCAAGUCCGGAAGUCGUUCCAGAAGAAAUACAAUCCCAAGACGUUGUCGAAGUCAGCGAAGAUGAAAAGGCAGAGCCAGAUGUUACAGAUGAAGAGUGAAUAAAAACACUUGCUGACUCUUUUUUUAGAAAAUAACAUACUUUUUAAUAGCAGCCACGAUUUCUACUAUGAAUUAAGGAACUGGAAAGUAUUCUAGAGAUGCAUUUUGUAAUAUUUAAAGAUACUCUAUUUGUUCUUCACGUUACAGUUGUCAGAUACAUGAAUGAUAUCAUAGAAGUAAAUUUUCAUAGAAACCUUAAACCCUCUUGUCUGUAAUAACGUUACAAUAUGAAGAGAGUUAUAUGUUAGGUACUUUUGUUCUCCUGAAUAAGUUGUGUAACUAUUUUGUUAAUAAUGUUAACACUGUUGAUUUUGUUAUUUAUUUGUUUCUUAAUGAUAUUUUUUGUUACAAUUUAACAAUAAAAGACAUUAACUAAA
This is a messenger RNA of Danaus plexippus (monarch butterfly), 2219 nucleotides long. RefSeq lists its product as uncharacterized. The transcript is spliced from 11 exons. Bases 93 to 1841 code for a protein of 582 amino acids. Lineage: Eukaryota; Metazoa; Arthropoda; Insecta; Lepidoptera; Nymphalidae. The record is from RefSeq and is a predicted model, not a curated record.